Neodiprion fabricii is the source of this 1107-nucleotide messenger RNA. RefSeq lists its product as uncharacterized. Lineage: Eukaryota; Metazoa; Arthropoda; Insecta; Hymenoptera; Diprionidae. The transcript has 2 exons. The record is from RefSeq and is a predicted model, not a curated record. The coding region runs from base 1 to 1047 and encodes 348 amino acids.
AUGGCCGCGAACGGAGGAGUCCCGGACCCUGGGGGUAGUGACAAAAACGUUUGUGGUUACUGUGAGGCUGGAGUAAAAACGAAGUAUUUAGAAUGUGAAGAAUGUGGAACUCCGUUCCACAACAGCUGUGCAAAAAGAGCGGGAACCGCGGGAGAUGAGAGCAAAUUACAGUGCUGCGCGGAAAAAGAGGUUAUGUACGAGCCGAAUGAGAGUGUUAUUGUGGGAGAGGAUGGCAAAGUAGACGAAAAAAGCGCAGUAUGGAGGGAAAAUGUCAUUCUGCGGAAACUAAGGGAUGCUGAAACAGGGGACAGGGCCCCAUCCUCGUACGCGAGUGCGCUCAAAAUUGGAACGCAAACAAGCAGAUUAUCGAGGAACAUACCGGCGAUAGUGGUAAAACCGAAGCAUCAUGAAGAAGGGAAGAGAACAAGGGAUAAAAUAACAUCCGAUGUGCACCCGGCAAAGCUGGGAAUAUGGGUUAAAAAAAUAAGCAACGCAAGAAAAGGACAGGUAGUGAUAAGCUGUGAGCAUACGGAAGAUGUCGAAGUACUCAAAAAAGCCUUAGAGGAUAAGGUAGGCCCCCAAUACAGUGUAAUCCAAGAACGUCCACAAAAGCUAAAAAUAAAAAUCGUGGGUAUUAGCGAUGAACAUAACGCAGAAGAUCUUGAACUAACUAUCAGGUAUCAGAAUCACUUUAUCGAUAAGGAAGAGGAUUUCAAAAUCACAUACAUCAAGUACUGGCCGAAGAUAGAGACGAGCACUGCAUAUGCGGAUGUUGCUCCAGCAGUGUUUACAAGAAUAAUUCUGGACAAGAGGAUUUCUGUCGGAUGGGAAAAGUGCAGAGUAUUUGAAGACUUGGAUAUAAACAGGUGUUUUAAAUGCGGUGGUUUUAAUCACAUGGGAAGUAAGUGUAAAAAUGAGAGGGCCUGUAGCUCCUGUGGAGAAGAUCACGACACAAGGGACUGUAAGAACGACAAGAAUAAACAGUGCGCGAACUGUAAGAGGUCGAACGAAAUACGACUUACACCAUGCCGCGAGCGAAGUAAAUAAGUGUCCUGUGUAUGAACAAUUAGCCAAUAAGGUAAGAUCGCGCACAGACUACGGCAAAUG